This is a messenger RNA of Triplophysa dalaica, 4720 nucleotides long. It is a transcript of the gene foxn2a, whose product is annotated as forkhead box N2a. Gene Ontology annotation, cellular component: nucleus. The coding region runs from base 418 to 1635 and encodes 405 amino acids. Gene Ontology annotation, molecular function: cis-regulatory region sequence-specific DNA binding; DNA-binding transcription factor activity. The transcript has 6 exons. Lineage: Eukaryota; Metazoa; Chordata; Actinopteri; Cypriniformes; Nemacheilidae. The record is from RefSeq and is a predicted model, not a curated record. Gene Ontology annotation, biological process: regulation of DNA-templated transcription.
UCGCUUUAAGUUCGUGAUCUGAUUCAGUAAAGUUCCUCUUUUGCUGUCGAGGACACUUGUUCUUUAUCGCAGGACAUUCCUGGAGUGUUUUCGCGCACUUCUGAGGGAAACAUCGAUGUUCUCUUGAGUUUCUUCAGUGUUUGGUGUCGAUAUUGUUGGUCUUUUUAUAAUAGAGGACCAGUCGUGUAUGCGCCCGAAGCGAAUUCGCGCAGAACCGCGAUUUAGGAACUCGGAGUGAACGAACCGAAUUCAUUGACAAUGCAACAUUGUUUCAACAUUUUCAGCGCUAUGUUAUGAUGUUUUUUCUGUUCUUUUAUGGCCAUUUAACUGCUUUUACCUACAAAUCAAUGUUGUACAAUAAGAUCUAUAUGGAUGUAGAAAGAAGACCUUAUAUUUUAAGAAGACAUUUCUGGUUUAAUGGGUCCAAUCAUCGGGAUGUCACCGGACAAGAAAGCUGAAUCCCCAAGCGUGCUGGAUGAGCGGGCCGGCCUGCGCGGGGUUUGUGGGACGCUGCCCGAAGCCGAAUGUGCUGCCAGCCCGCUGGCCACCAGCUUGGACCGCACGUCCAGCGCAGGAGACGAAGAACUUACCAACCUCAACUGGCUCCAUGAGAACCUCCUCCAGAACUUCACUCUGGGAGGCCCCGAGGCCCAGUCAAGCCCCGGCCCGCUUUUUGACAUCGAGGGCAACCACGAGAGCCCCGUCAUCUCUUCAGCGGCCUCUCACGGAGACUCCGUCAAGUCCAAACCACCGUUUUCCUUUUCCCUCCUCAUAUACAUGGCCAUCGAACAGUCCCCCAGUAAAUCUCUGCCGGUCAAGGACAUCUACGGCUGGAUUCUGGAGCACUUUCCAUACUUCUCCAGCGCACCUACGGGCUGGAAGAACUCGGUGCGGCACAACCUGUCCCUCAACAAGUGCUUCCGUAAAGUGGAGAGGAAUCUCGGGAAGGUGAAUGGGAAAGGCUCGCUGUGGUGCGUGGACCCCGAAUACAGACCCAAUCUGAUCCAAGCCCUGAGGAAACAGCACUUCCCUACAGCUCACUCCUUCUGCACGCCCCCUGCCUCCCCGCCCAGUGCCUUCUCACCCGCACGACACCUCUUCCUCCAGACCUGCUCUCUUAAAGAGUCAGACAUUGAUGCCGCAACAACCAUGAUGCUGUUAAACGCAGCCCCCGGACAUCACGUUGACCCCUGUGAUCCGGACAGCCCCAUAGAUCUCUCGCGGCCCGACUCGGUCCUGGUGAGCAGCGAUCCUAAGCAGGACCACAACUACAGCAGCUCCUCCUUCCAGCGCUGCUCGUCUCGAUCUUCCUCGUCCUCUUCCUCGCUCUCCUCCCUGGACGAGACGGCCUGCGACUCCAACCAGGGCCGGCGCGCCGGAAGCGAGGGUUUUCACAGCGACGAAGACUCCGAGGAGGAGAGGAGCUCACGGCCGCCUUCGCUUUCCAUACGUCACCCGCUCAAAGUCAAGUGCCCCGUUCCGGGCAAAAGAGCCCGUCGCGAAUCCAAACCGGAAUUGGACGAGGAGUUAAAGGAAGCGGCCGGGUCGCUCUUGCACCUGGCUGGUAUCCGUCCCGGUCUGGAUCUGUCAAAAAAAGGAGCGAAGAGUAAAAAAUUGGAAAAGCAUCGAAAUUGAAGUCCUUUAGUGCUUUUUGCAAUCCCAACAGACAACUGUGCCUCCUUGUUUAUUGGAUCAUGAAAAGCCUCCCGAUUCAAACUACGGCAAUAGAAACUCUCACACGGGGGUGAACGAAGCCAUACUGAGACUUUUGAGUGAAUAUGAAGAGAGACUUCAUAAGUAUCCCAAAACUUCACGUGCUUCAGGAUUUAUCUCAGAAGGUGACAAAUGGAGCGACAUUGAUGUUUUUCACUUAACCGUAUGCAUGCUUCCUCUUUACACGAGUGCUCGACUCUUCCAUGCGAAUCUGUGUUGUUUCGACAGAGAAUGGAGUGCAUGUCUGUGACGUAAGAAGCGUUCACAUGUACAGACCACGGAUGUUUUUAAGAACAUCAUGAAGAAAUGCAAUAAUACUUAUCAGGCGGAGGCCACCCGAUUGGUUUGUUUUGUUCAUUCGAGAAGCUGGAUGUUCUUCGGAUGGAGGAUUCGUCUGCGAUGAUGUUUGGGGUGAAGUUCAUAGAAACAUGUCCGGGUCACAUUGUGUAGCUGAAAUCAAAAGAAAAAUAUUGUUUUAAUCAAAACAAUCAAAUUGGGAUGUUUUGCACCAUGAUGUUAUUUUCAUGACAGUCUAACUCGUGCUUUUUGUGGUUCUCAUCACAUAAACGAGGUUUGAAUUAUCAUGAAAAUAAUGUCACGCUCUACAAAAUAUGCUUCGUAUUCAAGCAAAAACAGUUUCUUCAUUUUGAAUGAAAUAUGAUGUUCUUGAUGGGUUUCGUGAGCCACCCUUUGAGCAGUCGACUGGAAUGGACGGAUCAUGUUGGAUAUCGAGCCUUUGAGAUCCAGAACCUUCACUGAACUGAGUAUAUCCAUCAAUGACGCCCAGACAUACUUUUCCCAUCAUGCUUUUAUUAAAUUCUUUAGUUUUCAGACGUCUAUGGUCUUUAUGAUCUGUGUUCUCCAUCAGUUUUUUAUGUGGUUGUGUGGCAGAUCUUGAUGUUUAAUUUCUCUCUGUUCGAAGCCUAUGCAAAAACUCAAGACGCGGUAGCUCUGUAUUUUAUACGUGUGUGUGUACGAUGUGUGUGUGUUCAUGGAGUUUAUAUGUAUCCUUACCUCAUGGCGCUGCAGGUGAAGAUGAACCGAUGCACACGUGAAACCUGUCAAGAACAUGUCUGACUCAUAUUUCAGCCCAAAAUCAAAAGAAAAUACAUUUAGUAACUUAUUCUUCCUAAUUCUUUAAUUCAUUCGAAUGAUUGAAAAUGAUUGUUGCAAUGCAACGAAAUUAGGCUUGAAUUCUGUUGUAACCAAUACCAUUUCUAUUUUUAUCUUUUGAUUUAAGGGAGAAAUGUGAGCCGGACAUUUUCCCCACAUUUACUUUGCGAGACAGAGGGAUUAACAGUAAACCAUGUUAACACGGGAACAUUACAUCACAGUCACUUUCAUGUGUUAAACAUGAAUCCAUGAGCAUUGUUUGGACUAAAAUGUAAAGGUGGUAUAAUGUGUUAUGCACUUAUGCGCAAUGCCAUAAGGAAAUGAAAAAUAUAAAACAGACAGAUCUGAAAUAUGGCCAGUACAAUUGACCUGAUAGGACCAAAACAAAAAACAACCAAGCCAGAAUAAAAACAGAAGUAACUUGUGGUUUCCCAAAACAUGUCAAUCACUGCCUCACAGAUAGCAAAUGUGUUUAUGAAAGGGACAAUUCCCCAAGAAAUGUAAUUCUGUCAUCAUUUAUUCACCCUCACGUGGUUCUAAACCUGUAUAUGACUCUUGUCUUCUGUGAAACACAAAAGAAGAUAUUUUGAGAAAUGUCUCAGUGGUUUUGCGUCAGUGGAAGUCCAAUGUUUUGGUUACAAACCUCCUCAAUAUCUUCUUACGUGUUCUGCAAAAGUAAGAAGGUCCUUGUGGUUUGUAAUGACAUGAGAGCGAUUAAAUGAUUAAACAUGUUUAGGUGAACAAUCGCUUCGGGCCAAUUUUAACAGCUAUUAAAUUAACUUCAUUUUGGUUAAUCUGUAGAAAAGAACGUCAGUAUCAGCAGAACCUUUUUGUUUCUGUUGUGCCAUAAUGUGACCGCAAAAAUAAUUUCACAACUGCCAAGAUUAAUGUGAUCGUCUUUUUUAAAAACCAGUUUAAGCAGCGUUGACUGCCAACUGACAAUACUGCCAAGUUCCCACAAAACAUGUUAUAUUUUACCCCAGAUAUUUAAAUUGUAAAGUAUUUAUUCAUUAUGCUAGUAUUAUUCAAACUGCCUUUUUGUUUUUGAGUUAAAUGUUUGCAGUGCAGUGAUCCUUUUAUUGUAGUUAAGUUAAUAUUGACGGUGGAAAUCAAGAAUAACAACAAUCACAACAGAAAAAUGUUCGGAUGCAUUACAGUGGAAAAGUGUGUUAUGAAAAUAACGAGUAAGAAAACAUCAAAAGAUGUUCUGUCCAUGUUUUGGUGGUUGAAAUGUAAUCUGAAUUUGUUAAUGAGAUUCACUCAGACAGUUGCAAACAAUUCUGGAAGAAGAUUGAGUCCUUUGAUUUUUCUGUUUACGUGCAAAGUGAAUUAUGAAAUCGUUAUUCACAAGUUUUGUUCUUGUUUUGUAAACCGCUGUUAUUUUAUCAACACUGCCACACAAACAACUGUUGAUGUCCUCGCAGUUUUCUGUGGAGAGAUGAACACUGCGGUUGUGAAGCAGAAAUACAUCUGUGAGAGUUUUGUGCCAACUGUGAAUAGUAAAUGUGUGAGGUCUGUGACACGGGGUCCGAAAACAUCUCAUGGUCUUUGUGAACGAGAGCGACCCGUCUGAUUUUAACGGCUGGGUGUGUGAGUUUACGAUGAUGUGCGACUGUUUAAAAUGAUGUUUAUUAUAUUUUCCUUAUUGCAUAUUACGAAGUGUGUCAAGCCUUCAUUGAAUGAUGUAAAUAAAUUCGACUGCUAAACAUUUUCUGCCAACCCAAGCUGCCACCUCAGUAUGUUCGUCACUGUCUGCCCGUCUGUUAGACAGACAAUGCCCUCAUUUUUUGUACGCUAACCUCUGUUAAUAAAUAAAAUGUUUAUAAAGUUUAUUUUCGCCAAAGAUAUGCAAUUGCAUUAUAUAUGGUAUUACUGAAUAAAAGAUGUUGUUUUA